CCCCUGUACCCCUUUCGGCUGCCCCAGAUCUGCGCUCAGUAUCGCACCGCCUCCUCCUCUGCGCACUCCCCCAGGCACCAGCGGCUCCCAGCGCAUCAGCAGAUUGUCGGAGCUAUAUAGUCGCACAGACAGGGCUUGGCGCUGCUCAUUUCUCGCUGCUGCUGCUGCUGCUACUGGGGUCUCUGCUGCUACUGGGGUCUCUGUUGCUACUGGGGUCUCUGCUGCUACUGGGGUCUCUGCUGCUACUGGGGUCUCUGUUGCUACUGGGGUCUCUGUUGCUACUGGGGUCUCUGCUGCUACUGGGGUCUCUGCUGCUACUGGGGUCUCUGCUGCUACUGGGGUCUCUGCUGCUACUGGGGUCUCUGCUGCUACUGGGGUCUCUGUUGCUCAGCCGGGGGCCUCACUCAGGAGAGAUGUUUUAUUCGGGGAUCCUCACCGACAGCGGCAGGAAAGACGCGGAUCUGAGAGAAGCGGCGACAAUUCGCCAGCAGAGGAGGAUGAAGCAAGCGGUGCAGUUUAUCCACAAGGACUCGGCGGAUCUUCUGCCCCUGGAUGGGAUGAAGAAACUGGGGACCUCCAAGGAUACUCAGCCGCACAAUAUCCUCCAGCGGCGCUUGCUGGAGACCAACCUGUCCAAACUGAGGACCAAUCGCUCCACCUGGGCGCCCAAGAAUGACGUCUCGGCCCAAAGUAAGAAACAGAACCAGGCGAAGUGCGAGAGUCCGAGGAAGAGCGAGGAUGACGACAUGAUCUACGUCUGGUGUCAGUGCGCCGGGAAGGACGUUAGGGCCCAGAUCGACACCUCCUGCCCCCACAGCCUGAUACCUGCCCCCUGCCUGGACCGACUGGGCCUAAAGGAACAUUUCCGAUCCUACAAGAAAGAGGAGGAGCCCCCCGCCCUCCCGUACAGCGUGAAGCCCCUCGGGCAAGUAGAGCGCAUGGCGGUGAUGUUGGGCAACACUACAGUGGAGUGCUCAGCCAUAGUAAUAGAUAAUAAUGACAGAAAUUUCUCACUUGGGCUCCAGACCUUGAAGUCUCUGAAGUGCGUCAUUAACCUGGAACAGAAUCAGAUCGAAGUCGGACGGACAGAAAUCAUCCCGUUCAUUAUCCGAAACACAGUCAGGGAAGAUCAGCCGUCGGAGGUGUAACAGAGAAGAGCUUCCCCAGCCAAUGACCAAAAGGUUCCGUUCGUGCCACACAGAACAACGCGCCCAUCGGAUCAGGAUAAAUAUUUGUGCCAACUUUGUGUUCCUUUUGUCGCCCCCAUUCAUUUCUUUGUGCAUUAUGUGUCGCCGGAGAUGUGGGGAAGGAGUUGCAUUUUUUUAAUAGAUACAUUUAUUUGCUAACUUGAAAUAUACGUUGCUGUCUGGUUGUUAGGGUCAGGGAUCCUGGCAACAAACCCUAUUGCUCUGUGAGGCUCCAGUUUUAUUGUUAUU
Molecule: messenger RNA, 1436 nt
Organism: Xenopus tropicalis (tropical clawed frog)
Lineage: Eukaryota; Metazoa; Chordata; Amphibia; Anura; Pipidae
Gene: nrip3
Product: nuclear receptor interacting protein 3
Exons: 7
Coding region: 414-1148 (244 amino acids)
Source: RefSeq, a predicted model, not a curated record